AUGGACAUGACUGACAAGGACGGUGAUGUAACUAUGAACUGCAACCCCUUCGGCGACGGUAUAAAUGACGGCAACCACGAAGAUCAUGACCUUAUCAGCGACAAUGUAGAUGAAGAAGAGCAAAGUGGCGAUGAGACUCCUGUCGGUGAUGAAGCCCCUGUCCGCGAUGCCGUGAGAGACAGUCUGUUCUCUGAUCCGUAUAUUCUGGAUACAGCUAAUUCAUUUAGAAUUGAGGGGAACCAGAUAGUAACCCGGAACCAUAAAAGCUGCUUGGUCUUUUGCCUCAAGGCGAGAUACUUCGAGGGUUGGAAGGCGCGCCAUCAGAUUAGUGUCAGCACCGAUUUUAGCCCGCAUAAGGAGCCGCGCGCGCAUACCACUCAAUUGACGGGGUGUAGUUCUCAAGGCAAGGAAGAGAGGGCCGAUCAGAUCGAGACUCGUUAUGAUUGUCAUCGCAGGGGCGAGAAGUACGAACGCAAAGAUAGAUAA
Gamsiella multidivaricata is the source of this 486-nucleotide messenger RNA. RefSeq lists its product as uncharacterized. The transcript has a single exon. The record is from RefSeq and is a predicted model, not a curated record. NCBI's taxonomy places the organism in Eukaryota, Fungi, Mortierellomycota, Mortierellomycetes, Mortierellales, Mortierellaceae. The coding region runs from base 1 to 486 and encodes 161 amino acids.